AGCAACAUUGAGGAACCUGGAAAAGAAAUGAGCACAGAGAGCCCAUUCUCAUCACCUCAAACCUACAUUGAUGAGUUUGACCCUGUAGAUUACUACAGAACAUACUAUCACCCUGAAGAAGGAAGUUUAAUUGGAGAAUGGCUUGAGUUUGCACUGCAGAACCUUCAUGAAACUUUCACCUCAGGUGGUGUUAAAGGAGACCUAUUAAUUGACUUUGGAGCUGGACCCGCAAUUUACCACCUUCUCUCGGGUUGUGAAGCUUUUAACAAUAUAAUCACUUCUGAUUUUCUGGAGCAAAACCGAACACGGCUACAGAAGUGGCUGAGGAAGGAUCCCGAUGCAUUUGACUGGACUCAUGUUGUCAAGAGGGUGUGUGAGCUGGAAGGUAACAGUGACAGUGAGAGCUGUAAGAAAAAGGAAGAAACAUUGAGGAAAAAAGUGACAAAAGUCCUGAAAUGUGAUGCUCUGAAGGAGAACCCAUAUGACCCGGUGAAGAUGCCACAAGCUGAUUGCCUGAUCAGUUGCCUCUGCUUAGAAGCCCCCUGCGAAGAUGUAGAAUACUUCACAAAUAUUUUGAGGAAUCUUAAAAAUUUAAUUAAACCAGGGGGUCACAUAGUGAUUCAGAGUGUACUUAACUGUACAUACUACUAUGUUGGUCAAAAGAUGUUCUCCUGUCUGUCCAUUUCUAAGGAAGAAGUGGAGAUGGCAUUUGAAGAGGCCGGUUACGAAAUAGUGCAGCUAAAGGUCACUACAUGUACUGAAAAGCAGAAGGAUAUCAGUAAUUAUGAUAGCUAUUACUUUGUCCAUGCCCGUAAACCAUGUUCAUAGACAAAUGGCCUAUUAGGCAUACAUAUGCAGCUCCUAAUUGUUAAUUUCUCCAGUUGCUUCUCAAAUUG
Messenger RNA from Nanorana parkeri, 896 nucleotides. Its product is annotated as nicotinamide N-methyltransferase-like. Gene Ontology annotation, cellular component: cytosol. Gene Ontology annotation, molecular function: N-methyltransferase activity. The record is from RefSeq and is a predicted model, not a curated record. NCBI's taxonomy places the organism in Eukaryota, Metazoa, Chordata, Amphibia, Anura, Dicroglossidae. The coding region runs from base 28 to 828 and encodes 266 amino acids. The transcript has 3 exons.